CUAGGUUCAUAGUGGGUUGGGCAGUGUACAGUUCUUUCCUUACGCCCUUCGAAUUUGCAUUCUUCAUGGGGCUCCCUAGGAAGUUGUUCUUCUUGGACAUAGUUGGUCAGGUUGCCUUCCUUAUUGAUAUUGUCCUGAAGUUUCUUGUGGCCUACCGUGACCCUGACACAUAGCGCAUCGUAUACAAUCCAACCUCUAUCGCCCUCCGGUAAUAUUUCACUUACCCCAUGCUUUAACAGUACAACAAGAUUGACUGGAAGUUGCGCUGCAUUAUUACCUUAUAUUGGCAUUGAUAUCCUUCGAUUAAUUCCACCAGCUUGUACUUUGUGAAAUAUGUUAUUUGGUAACUCAAAUGUGGACGUAAGCAUGAUUUAUGUGCUCUAUACACCCAGAUAUUGCAAAUCAAGCUUCAUUUUCGAUCUCCUUGGUUGCUUCCCAUGGGAUGCUAUCUAUAAGGUUUCUGGGCAUAAAGAACUAAGAUACCUACUGUGGAUUCGCUUAACACGAGUGCUGAAGGUCAGAGAAUUCUUCACGGAUUUGGAAAAGGACAUCCGUGUGAAUUACCUGUUCACAAGAAUAGUGAAACUCAUAGUUGUGGAGCUCUAUUGUACACACACGGCAGCUUGUAUCUUCUAUUACCUGGCAACAACGCUUCCUGAAUCAAUGGAAGGAUAUACGUGGAUCGGGAGUUUGCAGCUAGGAGACUAUAGCUAUUCCCAUUUCAGGGAGAUCGAUCUUGCCACGCGUUAUGUUAUAUCAAUGUACUUUGCCGUCGUCACCAUGACAACUGUUGGUUACGGUGACAUUCAUGCUGUAAAUGUUAGGGAAAUGAUAUUUGUCAUGAUUUAUGUUUCCUUUGAUAUGGUUCUUGGAGCUUACCUUAUCGGUAACAUGACUGCAAUGAUUGUGAAAGGCUCGGCAACCGAGCGAUUCAGGGAUAAAAUGAAAGAAGUUAUCAGGUAUAUGAACAGAAAUAGACUUGGAAAGGACAUCAGAGAGCAGAUCAAGGGACAUUUGAGGUUGCAGUAUGAGAGCAGCUGCACUGAAGCCUCUGUACUUCGGGAUAUUCCUGUUUCUAUUCGUGCAAAGAUUUCGCAAACACUGUACAUGCCAUACAUUGAAAAGACACCAUUGUUCAAAGGAUGUUCGGAAGAAUUCCUUCAACAGAUUGUGAUUAGGCUGCAAGAGGAGUUCUUCUUACCAGAAGAAGUUAUUUUGGAGCAAGGGAGUGCGGUUGACCAGUUAUACUUUGUCUGUCAGGGUGCACUGGAAGGUGCUGCCGUUGGUGAAGAUGGUCAAGAGACUAUUCUAAUGUUGGAGCAAGGGAAUUCUUUUGGAGAAAUUGCUAUUCUCUGCAAUAUUCCACAGCCCUACACUGUUCGUGUUUGCGAACUUUGCAGGCUCUUACGGUUGGAUAAAGAGUCCUUCGCACACAUAUUGGAGAUUUAUUUCACUGAUGGAAGAAAACUUUUGAGCAAUCUUACCGAGAGCAAUGAAUACGGCAAACGGGUUAAACACAUAGAAUCAGAUAUCACUUUCCAUAUAGGGAAGCAAGAGGAAGAGCUUACCUUAAGAGUUAAUAACGCCGCUUUUUAUGGCGACCUUCAUCAGUUGACUGGCUUAAUCCGAGCUGGAGCCAAUCCAAAGAACAGUGAUUACGAUGGGCGGUCUCCUUUGCAUCUUGCAGCUUCCAGAGGGUAUGAAGAUGUUGUGCAGUUCCUUAUCCAUCAAGGGGCUGAUAUCAAUCUGACCGAUAAAUUUGGGAACACGCCCUUACUAGAGGCGGUGAGGCAGGGGCAUGAUAGAGUGGCCACAUUACUCUUCAGCAAAGGAGCCAAGCUGAACCUCGAGAAUGCCGGUAGCCAUCUCUGCAUAGCAGUAUCGAAGGGAGACUCUGAUUUCAUUCGGGGAGCUCUAGCUUAUGGUGUAGACCCAAACUCGAAAGACUACGACCACCGCAAUCCUCUCCACAUAGCUGCUGCAGAGGGCUUGUAUAUUAUGGCGAAGUUGCUGGUAGAAGCUGGCGCAAGUGUCCUUGCAACAGACAGACGCGGUACUACUCCUCUGGAUGAAGGACACAAGUCCGGGAGUAAGCCAUUUAUAAUGCUGCUUGAACAGGCGAAAGCCGAUGAGCUCUCCAAGUUCCCCACACAAGGCGAAGAAGUGAGAGAUAAGAUGCAUACACGACGAUGCUCCGUGUUUCCUUACUAUCCAUGGGAUACUGAUGCCAAGCGAAAGGAAGGGGUGAUGCUGUGGAUUCCUCACACUAUCAACGAACUCAUCAGGUCAGCCCAGGAGAAACUGGGUUUGUCCAGCUCAUGCCUGCGCUUGCUCUGUCAGGAUGGCAUGACGGUCCAGGAUGUGGACAUGGUCAAUGACGGGCAGAAGCUCUAUCUGGUUGGAGACAAGGACACGGGUGACAGCGAGUAG
Molecule: messenger RNA, 2430 nt
Organism: Triticum aestivum (bread wheat)
Lineage: Eukaryota; Viridiplantae; Streptophyta; Magnoliopsida; Poales; Poaceae
Product: potassium channel KOR1
Exons: 11
Coding region: 334-2430 (698 amino acids)
Biological process (GO): transmembrane transport; potassium ion transport
Cellular component (GO): membrane
Molecular function (GO): voltage-gated potassium channel activity; protein binding
Source: RefSeq, a predicted model, not a curated record